AUGGUCUACUACGUUCGAUACCUCAAGCCUCCCAAAUGGGAGAAGAAGAAGAAAGGCAGCGGGUACGAAUACUAUAUAAUCGCCUUGAUCACCAUCACCAAUGACCUGGGCAACGACUUUCUCGCCGAGGAUGCGGAGCUAUGCUUCACAUGGGUGCGCCAUCCCCAGCUUCAAAUUAAAGCCCAGCAGCUGGAUGACUGGGAGGCUGGUUCGCGCCAAUUGCCCGUCAUCAUGGGUCCAUUCACGGCCAACAUGGUCGGUGAUGGCGAGGCCUGUUUCAAGGCCCAGGUUCUCGAGAUUGGGGAAGAUCGACUCAAGACCGAUAAAGCUCCUUUGGUAGUUGCGGGAUUCAGUGCGCCAUUUUCUAAGUCUAAGGCUGCGCCGAAGUUGGUUGAGCGCCAGUUCUAUGUUGGUGAUGAGCGGAGUACUCGAUUUAAGAUCUGGGAAGAGACGGGUAAUAGCAUUGCGCGACACCUUUGGGAUGCGGCCCUCGCGUCGAUCAUGUUCCUCAACGAUGUGACCAAGGGUGUUGACGUCGGCAUGCCUGCCCUCAACCAGCUUCUCACCAGCCCUCGAAGCUCGCCACUCCAGGUCAUUGAGCUGGGCACUGGUUGCGGAAUGGUAGGUAUCGGGUUGACUACGAUGAUAGAAAACUGCGAAGUUCUCUUGACAGAUAUGCCUGAAGCGGAGGAGAUUGUUCAGCGGAACCUAGACCAAUCCAAGCCCAAGGCCAACUCGGUCGCGAAAUUCCAGACUCUCGACUGGGCUGAGCCGCCAUCCGAACUGUGCGACAAGCCAUUGGACCUGAUCCUGGUCUCCGACUGUACUUAUAACUCGGAUAGCCAGCCAGCCCUGGUUUCCUGUCUGGAGCGACUGGUUCGGAGUUCCCCGGACGCCCUGAUUCUAGUGGCUCUGAAGCGUCGACACGAGAGCGAGGCUGUGUUUUUCGAAUUGAUGGCAACGGCCGGCUUUGUUUCCCAGCAGGCAAACGUGAAGCUACCUACCCAACAUGAUGAGUCGGACGAGAUUCAAAUGUACAGCUACCGGCGCCGGGCCGAGUAG
Molecule: messenger RNA, 1062 nt
Organism: Penicillium cosmopolitanum
Lineage: Eukaryota; Fungi; Ascomycota; Eurotiomycetes; Eurotiales; Aspergillaceae
Exons: 2
Coding region: 1-1062 (353 amino acids)
Source: RefSeq, a predicted model, not a curated record